AUGAGUGGCCUGCAGCUUGUGAAUCCCAGAGUGAAGGGGAUCAGAGUUUCAUCACACAGCGAGCUGCAGAGUCUGGCUGCACAAAUCACACAGGGGGCACUGCAACCCUUUAAAGAGGUGAUCGAUGUCAGCUCAGAUGAUCUCCACAAAGCAGGAAUGAAACCUGUCUCAUUUGUUCGCCAGGACAAAGAUCUGCCUCUGGAUGUCAGGCUCAGGGCUCAGAGGUUCCUGGAGGUCUGCGAUGGAGGAAGUAUUGCCUCCUCUGGCAUGUGGUACGUCAGGCAAAGCGUGGCUGAGUUCAUCACGAGACGAGACGCUGGGGUGCCCUCAUACGCUAAAGACGUAUUCAUUUCUGGUGGCUCUCAGAAGGCCCUCAUGGUGAUAGUGAGACUGAUAUCCACUGUGGAGGGGGAGACUCAGACAGGUGUUUUGACCCCGUUGCCCUGUCCUCACACCAUACCCGCCCUGCUGGACGAGGCCGGGGUGACGCUAGAGCCGUACAAGCUAAUGGGGGACCAAGGCUGGGCUGUCGAUCUGAACGAGCUACACCGAGCUUUAAAGGUCGCUAGGGGGCGCUGUAACCCAAGAGCUAUUUACAUCAGCAACCCAGGAAACCCUACAGGUCAUGUGCAGGACAGAAAGUCAAUUCAGGAAGUGAUCCAGUUUGCAGCAGCUGAGAGACUCCUGUUGUUGGUAGACGAGGUGUACCAGGACUGUGUGUUCGGACCGGUCACAGAGUUUGUUUCCUUCAAGAGAGUCCUGUUUGAGAUGGGCAAAGAGUACUCUGAGAAGGUGGAGUUGGUCUCCUUUCACUCCCUUUCCAGCGGCACCAUGGGAGAGUGUGGUCUGAGGACCGGAUACAUGGAGCUGAUCAACAUAGACCCGGAGGUGAAGCAUUUUGUGGAUACGUGUCUGUGCACUGAUAUCUGCGCUCCAGUCACAGGACAGCUCGCUCUGCAUAUCAUGGUCAACCCACCGACACCUGGAGACCCUUCCUAUGACGCAUACACACAGAAGAUUCUUCUCACUCAGGCCACUUUGUCCCAGAAUGCUCAGCGGGCUCAGGAGUUCCUGAAUGAUCUACCCGGGAUGAGCUGUGAACCAGCGAUGGGCGGGAUCUACCUUUACCCCUGCCUGCGUUUACCACCUGAGAUUUUAAAGCAAGCAGAGGUAUCAGAGGUGGAGGCGGACGUUCUGUACUGCCAGAGGUUGCUGAAAGAAGAAGGCGUGUUAUUAGGAGCUGGAUGUCAGAAUGGUGAAACUACAACCGAACACCAUCUGAGGUUACGUUUCCACGUUCCUCCUGACACGCUGGAGGAGGUCCUGGCUCGACUCGGUUCUUUUCACCUUCGCCUCUUUGACGGUCUUCCUCACGCUGACAGACGAGUGAAAGACACGGAGGCGGGGCAAAAAUAUAAAAAAGGCAUGGAGCCAACCUGGGGAAGCACAGAUCCUGAACCCAAAUGUUAA
Labrus bergylta (ballan wrasse) is the source of this 1470-nucleotide messenger RNA. The record is from RefSeq and is a predicted model, not a curated record. NCBI's taxonomy places the organism in Eukaryota, Metazoa, Chordata, Actinopteri, Labriformes, Labridae.